Molecule: messenger RNA, 6263 nt
Organism: Ochlerotatus camptorhynchus
Lineage: Eukaryota; Metazoa; Arthropoda; Insecta; Diptera; Culicidae
Gene: SLO2
Product: slowpoke 2
Exons: 29
Coding region: 27-4931 (1634 amino acids)
Biological process (GO): potassium ion transmembrane transport
Cellular component (GO): plasma membrane
Molecular function (GO): intracellular sodium-activated potassium channel activity; outward rectifier potassium channel activity
Source: RefSeq, a predicted model, not a curated record
UCCGCAUCAGCUACAGCGCUCUGGGUAUGUCUGAGGAAGCGUCAAAUUCUUCGCCGUCUGGCAGUUGGAAAGCGUUACGUAAUGUCAAUUUCCCCCUAGAAACGUACGAUGGGACGACACCGAGCGGUGGCGGAGGAGGUGGAGGCAACGGAGGAAGCAGCUGUGGUGGAGGAGCUAAUGGGUCCCGAAGGGGGUCCAAGUUCUUCCAACGGCCCCGCUCGAUGUCCGCCUGGAGUGACAUCAGUCGCAGUAGCAUGCGGUUGGAUGAAAGAGUACGGGUAGAAUAUUAUGUAAAUGAAAAUACAUUCAAAGAAAGACUGCAACUAUAUUUUAUAAAGAAUCAAAGAUCAAGUUUAAGGAUACGAAUUGCUAAUUUACUGUUUAAGUUACUAACUUGCAUUUUGUACAUAAUACGAGUAGUGUCGGAUCUAGAUCCAACGUUUGCAACUUGCUACGGGUGCAAGGUUGCCAACAAGACGGAAUUUCUGGACUCGGCCAAACUGACGGAGGAGGAGUUCCAGGAGAAUCCGAUCAUCAACUGGGACGCGAUCCUCUGGGUGAACCGCUCGACGGAGCUGUGGGCGGUGCAACUGGUGCUGGCCCUCAUUUCACUCACAGAGUCGCUGCUGAUUGCCUAUCUCGGGUACAAGGGCAAUAUAUGGCAGCAAAUUUUAUCAUUUCAUUUUAUUUUGGAACUUGUUACAACAAUACCAUUUACAAUUACGAUUUUAUGGCCUCCGUUCAGGAACUUGUUCAUACCGGUUUUUCUCAACUGCUGGCUCGCUAAGCGUUCGUUGGAAAAUAUGUUUAAUGACCUCCACCGAGCGAUGCAAAAGUCACAAUCAGCCCUUUCCCAGCAGCUGACAAUCCUGUCGGCGACCUUGCUGUGCUUAGUUUUCACCAGCGUAUGUGGGAUUCAGCACUUCCAGCGGGCCGGUCAUCGACAUCUGAAUCUGUUCCAGAGCACCUACUACGUGGUGGUAACCUUUUCGACCGUCGGCUACGGAGACUUUGUGCCGGACAUUUGGCCCUCGCAGCUGUACAUGGUCAUCAUGAUCUGCGUGGCGCUGAUUGUGCUGCCGACGCAGUUCGAGCAGCUAGCCUUCACGUGGAUGGAACGGCAGAAGCUGGGUGGCAGCUACUCGUCCCACCGGGCCCAGAGCGAGAAGCACGUGGUCGUCUGCUCCACGACGCUGCACGCCGACACCAUCAUGGACUUCCUGAACGAGUUCUACGCCCAUCCCCUGCUGCAGGAUUACUACGUGGUACUGCUCAGCCCGAUGGAACUAGACACGACGAUGCGGAUGAUACUGCAGGUACCGAUCUGGGCCCAGCGAGUCAUCUACAUUCAGGGAUCCUGCCUGAAGGACGGCGAUCUGGCACGGGCCCGGAUGGCUGAGGCGGAGGCGUGCUUCAUCCUGGCGGCACGCAACUAUGCAGACAAGACGGCCGCCGACGAACACACGAUACUGCGUUCCUGGGCGGUCAAGGAUUUCGCCCCCAAUGUGCCACAGUACGUGCAGAUCUUCCGGCCCGAGAACAAGCUGCAUGUGAAGUUUGCCGAGCACGUCGUUUGCGAGGACGAGUUCAAAUACGCGUUAUUAGCGAACAACUGUACAUGUCCGGGGGCGAGUACGCUGGUGACACUCCUGCUGCACACGUCGAGGGGCCAGGAAGGUCAACAGUCGGCGGAGGAGUGGCACCGGUUGUACGGCAAGUGCUCCGGGAAUGAAAUUUACCAUAUCGUGCUCGGUGAUAGUCGGUUCUUCGGCGAGUACGAGGGAAAGAGCUUCACCUACGCUAGCUUUCAUUCGCAUAGGAAAUACGGCGUUGCCUUAGUUGGUGUUAGACCGGCCGAGUUACCUGAGUUCUACGAGGAGACGAUUCUGCUAAAUCCGGGCCCUCGACAUAUCAUGAAGAAGGACGACACCUGCUACUACAUGAGCAUCACGAAAGAGGAAAAUUCCGCCUUCGUGGUCAAUCAGAACCAAACCCAAAGCCCCGACCAGCCUCCGAAGGAGGUUCCGCCAAUCAACAACAACAACAACAACAACAGCAACAACAGCAACAACAAUCACCACCACAGUACGAUCGCUAGUAACAAUCCACCGCACAUGGCCCCAGUGCCUUCGGUCUGUGUUCGUGUGCCUCAUAGUCCGAGCUUGAACUCGGCCAACUCAGACAGUCCCGGGUCGCCGCGGUGCACUACUAGUAGCAAACCAUUCUUUCCUUUCGCUGCCGCCAGCAUCGUGCUGGACAGUAGCAGCUGCUACGACGUCACGACACUGGCCGUGCCCACCUACACCGAGAGUGCAGCCCACCCUGCCAGUACGACGGGUUCCAACGCCAAUGCCAUCACGGUGUCCGACUCGAAAACGAACCUCAAGGAGGUGUCCAUUCCGACGACGGCCACCACCCAGUCCACGCUGGGACCACCGGCCAUCACGACGGCCAACCACCUGGAGAUCCCGAGCAACAACAAUCCCAACCUGCUCAGCCCGGACAUCCUGAACCAGCGGAGAGGGAGUCGGAGGCCUUCGAUCCUACCGGUGCCGGAUAUGUUCACGUCGUCUUCGUUCAGCAUAUCCGGUGAGGACGGAAUCGACGGGGAGGAUAACGAAAGCGACGACGAGCUGGACGAUGACGUUCCGUGGAGGUCGCCCUCGGAGAAGAUCGCCGUCGGAAGCGCCGAUUUUUCCCUCCUUCAAACGUACUCCCUAGCUCUGAGCUCGUCCGGCGAAUCGAAAUGUUGUAGUUCGACAUCCGAUAGCAAAGAUACGACGACCCACACUCCCCCUGCAUGGCAAACCGAUUGUUCCCGAAUCGUCAAAGGCUUCCCGCCCGUUUCACCGUUCAUCGGAGUUAGUCCGACGCUCUGUUUCCUGUUGAAGGAAAAGAAACCCCUCUGUUGCUUACAACUUGCUCAAGUCUGCGAACACUGUAGCUAUCGCAAUGCCAAGGAGUACCAGUGGCAAAACAAAACAAUCAUCCUGGCCGCUGACUACGCCUCAAACGGUAUCUACAACUUCAUCAUCCCGUUAAGGGCGCAUUUCCGUUCGAAAACAUCCCUCAAUCCGAUCAUUCUGCUGCUGGAACGGCGACCGGACAUUGCCUUCUUGGAUGCCAUCUCCUACUUUCCAUUGGUUUACUGGAUGCUUGGAUCUAUCGAUUGCUUGGAUGAUCUGCUGCGUGCUGGCAUCACACUGGCCGAAAAUGUGGUGGUGGUAAACAAAGAACUGUCAAAUUCGGCCGAAGAAGACUCGCUAUCGGAUUGUAAUACGAUCGUUGCCGUGCAAACCAUGUUCAAAUUCUUCCCAAGCAUCCGUAGCAUUACCGAACUGUCACAGAGUUCCAACAUGAGGUUCAUGCAAUUCCGCGCUCACGAUAAGUACGCACUGCACCUGAGCAAGAUGGAAAAGCGUGAGAAAGAGCGUGGUUCGCACAUUUCGUACAUGUUCCGAUUGCCAUUCGCCGCCGGCAACGUCUUCAGCGCGUCGAUGUUGGACACCCUGCUGUAUCAGGCCUUCGUAAAGGACUACGUCAUCACAUUCGUGAGGCUGUUGCUCGGAAUUGACCAAGCGCCCGGCAGUGGGUUCCUGACUUCGAUGAAAAUUACGAAAGAUGACAUGUGGAUCCGCACCUACGGUCGACUGUAUCAAAAGCUCUGCUCGACGACUUGUGAGAUCCCGAUAGGCAUCUACCGAACGCAAGAAACUAGCGGUGCAGAAGCGUCACAUGUGAGUAGCUCACCCAUCGCCGAAAAAUGGCGUCCGUUUGGAUCUUUCGGCAUUAAACAUUGUGUGCGGUUGCGACCAACGUACGAAGAGGAAGUGGUGACGACGACGGCAACCGCCAGCAGCACUUCGGCCUCCGGCGUACCGAUCAAGGGCGUCGCGGAAGCGAACCUCCGUGGCGUCACCUACCGGCCGCCACCAACGACGUCGAUGCGCAAGUCGUCGUCCUGUCUCGGGGGAUGUACCGCCCGCCGGGGAUCGAGCUACUCAAUCAAUAUGGCCGACGAAGCGCGUGACAAUCAUAGGCAGCAAAUCGAACGGGCGGAGAUAGCCAAUCUGGUCCGAAGUCGCAUGGAGUCGCUCAACCUGCCCAGCAUAGACUAUGAUGACGUGAGCGAGAAGCGAAACCACCUGUCGUACGUGAUCAUCAAUCCAUCCUGCGACUUGAAGCUGGAAGAGGGGGACAUCAUUUAUCUCGUCCGACCCUCGCCAUUCUCCGCCCAGAAAACGUUCGAGCGGCACAACUCGCGCCGCAAGUCCAACAUAUCAUUCUGCUCCAAUAUCAAUCUGGCAGCGGCGGCGGCCGGUUCCCGGCGGGGAUCGGGCAUCGGACUGAACACCAUAGGUGGCCCUCAGCCGAUGUCAGAUAGUCCUAAUGCAAUGGGACAGAUGAGGGGACGAAGCAAUUCCCUCAGGAUCGACAGUGACAUUCUGCUGCGGCGGUCCAACUCCCUGCGGCAGGGUCUCCCGAACAUCGGCAGCAGCGGUCGGCGGAAAUCGUCGCUGGAGGAGAUCGGCAUAAGCCACUUUGCGACGCUGAUGCAGGCGGCGAACCACAGCAACCCGAUCAAGAUAGCGCUCAACGGAAGUAUAGGACUGGAGGUGACACCACCGGAGGAACCCCUACCGGUCAUUGGCGUCCCGGUGCCAACGGGCAGCGGCGGAGGCGUGAAUCCCUCGACCCUGGGUGCAUCCGGAACUAUGUGUGGCUCGACGCUCGGACUCAGCUCCAUGCAGGACUCGUUGAAUGGCAGUGGCCACGGUGGAGGAGGAGGAGGAGGUGGUGGCAACGGAAGCAACAUGGGUGGAUCGUCCUCCAAUCUAUCCAGCAUGCAGAACGAAUCCUCGGGCAGUGGCGGCCAGCAGCAGCAACAACAACAGCAGCAGCCUCACCAUCUGCAUGGGACGAUAGUAUGAUAUAACUUAAUGUGGGGCCGUAGGCUCCGCUCAGCGGUGCGCAACAACAAGUGGAUAUAGAAGUAGCCUCACACCCGUAGCAGCAGCAGAUUCUAAGCAGGCACCAGGUCACUCGCGCUGCCCCGGAAAGCGGACUGUGAAUCACCCUCAAAUCCAAGAAGGCAUCUCUCCAAGCAUUGCGAGAAAGAAAAAAAAAGAAAAAGUGACAGCACCCACGAAAGUAGACCAAGCAGAAGCGAAAAUCGACGCAAGACGGUUUGAAAUGGUGACAUUCAAUGAAUGUGAUUAAUAGGUGAUAACAAAGCAUUAAAUUGAAGGCACAUCCCUAGGGAACAAUCAACCCACUCUGAACGAAGAAACCAAACAAAUCUCACUAUUGUUCUUGAUCGCAGAGGACGUGAAGGAAUGUACAUAUUGCAACCAAGGCAAACCCAACCAAAACAUGUCGGAACAAUUAACACACAAUUUGCCACAGAAGCGAGUGCGCGAGCCGGGAGUGUGAUCAAGCAUGGACAUCCACGGAAGUUUUCCGGUGUCAGUGAUAAAGUAUGUAGCAGCACAACGGAUGACAAACCUUAGGACCUAGGCACAAGAGAGGAGGGAAGGGGUUGAGCGAUGGCUGACGGGGCACGUAGGAACCAUGGGGUAUUCUACAGCUGGGGUUACCAUGUGGUAUCCUAAAGGAGGACAUGUCCUCCUUUUUCAAUAAUUUUUCUACAUCCUCCUUUUGCCCGAAAAUGUCCUCCUUUUUAAUCCUUGCAUUUUUUUUUUCAUUAAAAUACUCAUAAAAUUGUUUUCAAAUAGCGUUGUUUGCAGAGAUUAUUUGUUUAAUUAUGUCACAACCGCAUCUUAUCUAGCAAAUGCCAUUCGAUGGUGGGACUAUACUACAGCUGUCGCACAUAUUAUUAAAACGUUUGAUAAAAACUCAAGUUUUUGAAAUGGUAACCCUAUCUACAGCUGUCAAAUCAUCAGUAGGCGCUACCUGAACAAAGCUGGAGAUCAAAUUGAAAUCAAAAUUUGCUGUUAUGAUGUAAUUUAUUUUGAAUACUCCAGUCAAUCUCAUUCUGGUUGAUUUAACGGAUACAGCAAAAAUGAGAGCGAAUGUUUACACUGUUGAAUCAAACGGAAAACUAAUCCUGCUUUCAAUUAAAUCAAUUGGAUUACUGAUUUGGCAUUCAUAAUAUUUAACUGAAUACGGGCCUGGCGUAAAUGGUUAGAAUCCAUGCUUCUCACGCUGAAAGGCUUGAGCUCAAAUCUCACCCGGACAUGUCUUGAAUUACCUAAAAUGUGUUAAACAAAACAAAUCAACAAUAAUUGUUAGUUCAACGACCG